This is a messenger RNA of Myotis myotis, 2481 nucleotides long. RefSeq names its product LEM domain nuclear envelope protein 2 (gene LEMD2). NCBI's taxonomy places the organism in Eukaryota, Metazoa, Chordata, Mammalia, Chiroptera, Vespertilionidae. Bases 40 to 1488 code for a protein of 482 amino acids. Gene Ontology annotation, biological process: negative regulation of BMP signaling pathway; nuclear envelope organization. The transcript is spliced from 9 exons. Gene Ontology annotation, molecular function: chromatin DNA binding. The record is from RefSeq and is a predicted model, not a curated record. Gene Ontology annotation, cellular component: nuclear inner membrane.
GCAGUUCCGGGCGCGGUGCAUGCCGGGGCGGCUGGGGCCAUGGCCGGCCUGUCAGACCCGGAGCUGCGGCGGGAGCUGCAGGCCCUGGGCUUCCAGCCCGGCCCCAUCACCGACACCACCCGGGACGUCUACCGCAAGAAGCUGCGCCACCUGCGGGGCGCCGUCCGGCUGCGCGAGGAGGCCCGGCCGCGGGGCGAGGAGCGGCUGCGGGCGGAGGCCCCGCUGCGCGCCCGGCCGGCCGCGGCCGCUCUGCGGGCGGAGCCCUGGCCGUCCCCGCUCGCCCCGAGCUCGGCUUUCGCUACCGCCGGCGCCUACGGGGACCUCGGGGCGCCCGCGGCCGCCUGGUCCGCGAGCCGCGACCCCGCCCCCGCCGCCCGCCCCGCGCCCCUCCGGCGCCGCGCCUCGGUCCGGGGCAGCUCCGAGGACGACGAUGACGCCCGGGCGCCCGACCGGCCUGGCCCCCGGGCCCGUCGCUGGUGGGCCCCGGCCCGGCCGCCCCCCGCCCUCGGCCCCGACCCGCGCCCCGGCCUGCGGGCCACGCGAGCGGGCGCGGCGGGCGCGGCGCAGGCCCGGCCCGAGGCGGGGCGGCGGCUGGAGCGCUGCCUGUCGCGGCUGCUGCUCUGGGCGAGCCUGGGGCUGCUCUUCGUCUUCCUGGGCAUCCUCUGGGCGAAGAUGGGCCGGCCCUCGGCGCCGCGCGAGGCGGAGGACCACAUGAAAUUGUUGCCAGUGGACUGCGAGAGGAAAAACGAUGAGUUCUGUCAGGCCAAGCAGAAGGCGGCCUUGCUGGAGCUGCUGCACGAACUCUACAACUUCCUGGCCAUCCAAGCUGGGAACUUUGAAUGUGGGAAUCCAGAGAAGCUAAAAAGCAAGUGCAUCCCUGUAGCAGAAGCCCAGGAGUACGUAGCAAAUGUGACCGGCAGCUCCACCGCCAAGUUUGAAGCCGCACUGACCUGGAUACUAAGCAGCAACAAGGACGUGGGCAUCUGUUUGAAAGGGGAAGACCCAUCUGAAUUGGUGACAACCGUGGACAAGGUGGUCUGCUUGGAGUCCGCCCGCCCCCGCAUGGGUGUGGGCUGCCGCCUGAGCCGGGCCCUGCUCACCGCCGUCACCCACGUGCUCAUCUUCUUCUGGUGCUUGGCCUUUCUGUGGGGACUCCUGAUCUUCCUGAAAUAUCGGUGGCGCAAGUUAGAAGAGGAGGAGCAGGCCAUGUAUGAGAUGGUGAAGAAGAUUAUAGAUGUGGUCCAGGACCACUACGUGGACUGGGAGCAGGACAUGGAGCGCUACCCGUACGUGGGCAUCCUGCACGUGCGCGACACGCUCAUCCCUCCGCAGAGCCGGAGGCGCAUGAAGCGGGUCUGGGACCGCGCUGUGGAGUUCCUGGCCUCCAACGAAUCCCGGAUCCAGACGGAGUCCCACCGCGUGGCUGGAGAGGACAUGCUGGUGUGGAGAUGGACUAAGCCCUCUUUCUUCUCCGACUCAGAGCGAUAAAGCUCGCGGGGCCUGUCCCCUCAGGGGCUCGAGAGGGCCACCGACCUGCUGGUGCUGAAUUCACACUUGCCUUGACUUUCACCUCCUGACUGUCAUCCAAUGGUCUCUGCAAACUCCAGAGCCUCGCUUGUGGGAAAGCCGAGCUUCCCCGGAGGGUGGGGAAAGCCGGGCAGAGGGGCCGCUGUCCUCUGCGUUGGCCCAUCCUCUGCCGGCAGAAAAGUGGAGAAAGGUUUAUCGUCCGCGGAUAGAAGAGAAGCAGCACCCGAGCCCCUGGCGAGCCCCUGGGGGUUGGGUGUGGGCCCUGGGCAGGGGCAGGGGCAGGGGCUGGGCGGCGGGCCGGGAGCAGCCGUCCAUGUGCCUUCAGGGUUCCCUGGGAGCUCUAGCGGCUGGGGCCUCUCCUGAAGGGGAGGGCCUGUAGGAGAAGUCCGGCCCUCGGGCCAGGUGUGAGCUGCUGCUGUGGCCUCCGGGGAGGAGCCUGGAGGAGUCACAGGGCCUGAGGGAGGAGGUGGGCUGCCACCAGCCACCAUCUCCGCAGCCGCCUUCAGUGGGGCCUGGCACAGAAGACGAGGUUUUACAGGCCAGACCUGCAGCCAGGCACCGCAGCCGCCGAGGGUGCCUCGCCCUUCCAGUGUGGGGAGGUCUUGUUUACAGCAACCACAGCCUCCCCACCCGGGGCUGGGGAACCGGGACCUGCAGCGCCGUGAGGCGGGGCCCACCACUGCCCGGGCUGGCCAUGGGGAGCCUGCCUGCCGCCCUCAGCCCCUCCUGGCUGCCGCUCAGCAGUGGCCUGGGGGUGGGGGUCUCCAGAAACAGGCCGGAGGCACCUUAUGAAGUGCAGGAGCCUCUCCAACGGAGUCUCAUCCCCAGAUGUUCGCAUCUGCAGCAGGUGGGCAGGUGGGGAGACGCAACAGCUGCCUCCAAAAGGCAUUAACCACCCCUGCUGGGCUUACUGGUAUUUUGUUUCUUAAUAAAGCUCCAGUCUCCCUCGUUUGA